AUGACUGCUCCAGCAAUUCGGAUUCCCUUCACGGGCCCUCUACCUCCGCCGAUUAUUGUCCCUCCGUCCGCACGCACGGUUGCAGGUGCCAUUGAUGCGCUCUUAACCUUUUUGACGGCCCCUCCGUCGCCGCAUCUGCGCGGCGUUGAUGUAGGCAGGCAUUCCCAGACGGUGCUCUUGACAGGCGCUGGCAUCUCGGUAGCUUCAGGCUUAUCCGACUAUCGGGGGGAGAAUGGCACGUACAUCACAAACAAGACGUAUCGACCGAUCUACUACCACGAGUUCGUCGCUCGCCAUGAGUUUCGCAAGCGAUACUGGGCGCGGAGCUUCAUUGGGUGGCCAGGACUCCUGAAGGCGAAGCCAAAUUCGACACACUGGGCUAUAAAAGAUAUUGGUACGAAAGGCUAUAUCAGUUCAGUGGUGACCCAAAAUGUCGACUCCUUCCAUUCUGUCGCACAUCCCGAGCUGCCCACUCUCGAACUCCAUGGCUACUUACGCUCUGCGGUCUGCAUCAAUUGUCGAACUGAAGUUCCGCGGGACGAAUUUCAACAGUCGCUUGAGAGACUCAACCCUGCCUGGGCAGAGUUUCUCAAGAAAAUGGUCGAUAUUGGUGCGCUGAAUGCGGACAAUCCUGAGGAGCAGAGACGGAGGGGCUUGAAAAUCAACCCGGAUGGCGAUGUAGAUUUACCAGAAGCCCCUUACUCGACCUUUCGGUAUCCAGCAUGUCCAACCUGUUUGGAAAAGCCACCCCGGCUGCAAGACGGGUCCCAAUCCCGGGUGGAGGUAGAGCGAGAUGGGGCUUGGCUUCCAAUUUCUACAGCGGGAAUUCUGAAGCCGGCGGUUAUUAUGUUUGGAGAGAAUAUCGACCCAGCCGUCAAGGUGGGUGCAGAAGAGGCCAUCGACGAUGCGGGCAGACUCCUUGUCCUGGGCAGUAGUCUCGCCACAUACUCAGCAUGGCGCCUAGUGGAACGGGCCUAUAAGCGAGGGAUGCCGAUUGGCAUCAUCAAUAUAGGAGGUGUCCGGAAUGAGUCGAUCCUCUUUAGCAAGGCGGAGCAAGAAACGGAGGCUGUAUGCCGGCAUGUCCGUUGCAGUCUCCCGUCCCAGGACAUUCUAGGCCCUGUGGCAGCACAACUGCCUUCACUUACUCGUCAUUAG
Aspergillus luchuensis is the source of this 1155-nucleotide messenger RNA. RefSeq names its product putative SIR2 family histone deacetylase. The coding region runs from base 1 to 1155 and encodes 384 amino acids. Lineage: Eukaryota; Fungi; Ascomycota; Eurotiomycetes; Eurotiales; Aspergillaceae. The transcript has a single exon. Gene Ontology annotation, molecular function: NAD+ binding. The record is from RefSeq and is a predicted model, not a curated record.